CUACCCCUCUUCUUCCCAGACCCUGCUCUUCUGCUACUCAUUCACCAACACUCAGAGGAGGAACUGUUGGUGAUCAUAACAUAACAAACACUCACAAACCAUACCCAACCAAGAAAAAACCAGACACCAACUUAUGGAUCUCACACAACUCUCAUGUCUCACUUUCAUUGUUCUCCUGUUCUUCACUACCCCAGGGGUUAUGGCUGCCACCUUCACAUUCGUUAACCGAUGCGAUUACACGGUGUGGCCAGGCAUUCUCGCAAAUGCUGGUAGCCCACCACUCCAGAGCACCGGCUUCGAGCUUCCCAAGGACACUUCUCGCACCUUCCAAGCUUCCACCGGCUGGUCCGGUCGCUUCUGGGCCCGAACCGGUUGCACCUUUGACGGAUCCGGAUCCGGUUCCUGCCUCACUGGCGACUGUGGCUCCGGCCAAGUCGAAUGCAACGGCGCGGGAGCCGCCCCGCCGGCCACUCUCGCCGAGUUCACGCUGGGCACCGGAGGCCAAGACUUCUACGACGUCAGCCUCGUCGACGGCUACAACCUUCCCAUGAUCGUGGAGGGUACUGGCGGGUCGGGUCUAUGCGCCACUACGGGGUGCACGUCGGAUCUGAACCAGCAAUGCCCGGCGGAGCUGAGAGCCUCCGAGGGAAGCGCGUGCAAGAGCGCGUGUGAGGCUUUUGGUAGCCCCGAGUACUGCUGCAACGGCGCGUAUGGCUCACCCGCAACCUGUAGGCCCUCCAUUUACUCGGAGAUGUUCAAGGCAGCUUGCCCAAAAUCGUAUAGCUACGCUUACGACGACGCUACCAGUACUUUUACGUGUACCGGCGCUGAUUACACCGUUACCUUCUGUCCAUCCUCUCCAAGUCAGAAAUCGUCACGAGAUACCACCACCAACCCCAUGCCCUCAACAUCAUCAUCAUCAUCACAAGGGACAGUGACAGGAACAGAAACAGGAACAGGAAUGGGAUCCGAAGGAGGAGCGGUGGUGUACACGGGUGCGGACAAUGGAGUUGUGUAUAACUCCGUUACGGAUUCCGGGUCAAGUACAGGAUCCGGAGGAGAAACAAUGCUGGCAGAUGGGUCAUAUUUAGCUGGGUUGGCGAUGGGAGAGUCCUCCCCCAGAAGAUCAGUUUCCAUGGCGUUUGUGUCCUCAGCUAGCUUUUUGCUUAUUUUCACCUUGCUUUAGCCGAACCAGCAUCGUGGCUUUUGUUUGUUUGUUAAAUGUAAAUGGGUCUUAGAAUUUGGGGUUUUUCGUGGUGGGUUCAAGAAUUUUGGCUUUGCCAGUAAAGCUGGCAGAUUCUCCUUGAUUGUAAACCACCCGCCAAAAGAUUCGGCAAAAAAAAUAUUCCGUGUUUCAUUCGUUAAAGUUCUGGUUUUUAUAUUGUUAAUUAA
Messenger RNA from Vigna umbellata (rice bean), 1392 nucleotides. Its product is annotated as Pathogenesis-related thaumatin superfamily protein. Lineage: Eukaryota; Viridiplantae; Streptophyta; Magnoliopsida; Fabales; Fabaceae. The record is from RefSeq and is a predicted model, not a curated record.